UUUAUAUUGUUUUAGUCUGGCUUUGCUUUUACUUUGAAGGGGAAAGGCACUCCACUUCCGGUGCCACCCCUGCUGUUUGUGUCUGACUUGACGCAGCUCUGGGGCCUGCUGUGUUUUCAACGGAGGGAGAGCCGAGAAGAAAAAUGGCGUCUGCAGGCGACCCAGAGCGGGACACCGGCCAUUCAGUUUGAGCUUUCCACCCUAAAAUUGAGACCGGGGCUUGGUUGGGGGACUUUUCGGGAACCCGGUUGUUUGCUUUUUUCCUCCCCCGUUUUUUCCUCCGUUGUGUGUGGCUUACUCAAGCACCGAGAUUGAAGCGGAACAGAAGAGUCUCUCUCCUACAAUGAGGGGGAGAAGAGGAAGGCCGCCCAAACAAGCAGCCGCGAUGCGGGAAGGCUCACCGGGGCCAGUCCGCGGCUCUCGGGGCGGCAGGAGCAGAGGGAUGCGUGGACGGGGGAGAGGCAGAGGACGGGGUCGGGGACGGGGAGGAAGCGGAGGCGGUUGUGGCACUGGCUCUGCGGAGGUGGAUACGGACAUCUCCGGCCGAGAGAACUUUCAUUCGUCCCGGGGCCGCAGGAAAGUUGGAGGCUCCGCCGCUGUGGCAGCCGCGGCGUCGCGGAGCAGAGGCGGCAGAGGGAGAGGCAGGGGGUCGAGAGGCGGCCGCGGCGGCAGAGGCGGAGUGAGGCGGCCUCAAACUAAGGUGGUCUACGACGACAACAGCGACGAGGAGGACGAUAAUUUAAGCUACAGGUCGGACGAAGAUGAACUCCUGAACGACAACCCUUCGUCGGAUCUUGAAGAAGACGAGGCCUUGGGAAACGACUCUGACUAUCUGGAGGAGCUACCAGAUGAUGAUGAUGAUGAUGAUGGUGAUGCCAGCUACUGCACCGAGAGUAGUUUUCGGAGCCACAGCACGCUCGGUAGCACCCCAGGCCGGAGAAGGAGUCGGGCGGCGCGACCACAGUCUCCCAUCAUCGAGGCGAAGGACAUUCCUCUCUUGGAGCUUCCCAAGUCUUCUGAGGACCUCCUGGUUCCUACCUCACAGCUCCUCAAUGUGUCUGCUGUCUACGAGGUCCUCCGCAACUUUGGCUCAGUGCUGCGGCUCUCCCCGUUCCGCUUUGAGGAUUUCUGUGCAGCUUUGGCCAGUCAGGAGCAGUGCACGCUGCUGGCAGAGACCCACAUCUCCCUGCUGAAAGCUAUUCUCAGAGAGGAGGACACUUCCAACACCACAUUUGGUCCCGCUGACGUGAAGGACUCUGUCAACUCCACUCUAUAUUUUGUGGAUGGUAUGACCUGGCCGGAGGUGGUGCGAGCGUACUGCGAGAGCGACCCGGAGUACCGGCAUAUUCUGCCUUUCCAGGAGUGUGAGGAUUAUCCGUUUGAACCGUUAGAGAGCAAAAUAAAAGUUCUCCAGUUUCUAGUGGACCAGUUCCUGGCAACCAACAUUGCCAGGGAAGAGCUAAUGUCGGAAGGUGUGGUUGCCUACGACGACCACUGCAGGGUGUGCCAUCGCCUCGGUGACCUUCUGUGCUGCGAGACGUGUUCGGCUGUUUACCAUCUGGAGUGUGUGAAGCCACCAUUGCAGGAAGUGCCAGAGGACGAGUGGCAGUGCGAGGUGUGCGUGGCACACAAGGUACCCGGUGUGGCGGACUGCAUCCCCGAGGUGCAGAAGAGCAAACCAUUUAUUCGUCAACUGCCAGUCGGCUAUGACCGACACCACCGAAAAUACUGGUUCCUGAACCGCCGCAUUGUAGUAGAGGAGGAUGGUGAGCAGGAGGACAAAGCCAUCUGGUACUACAGCACCAAGGUCCAGCUAGGCGAGCUGAUAGAUUGCUUGGAUAAGGAGUACUGGGAGGCCGAUCUGUACGCAGCCCUGGAAGAGAUAAGGGACGAGGUGCACACGCAUAUGGACAUCACUGAGGACCUAACUAACAAGGCCCGUGGCAGCAACAAGUGUUUCCUCACCGCCGCUAACGAGGAGAUCCUGGAGCGGUUGCGGGCUAAGAAGGAGGAGGAACUGGAGGAGGUGAAAAGACGGGCUGCUGAGGAGGCCCAGAGAGCGCGGCUGGAGAAGGAGAAGAAGGAGGCAGAUGUGGAGAAGGAAGACGAAGAGGCCAAGCCGAAAGACGAGGGACAGCAGGACGUCAAGGUCAAAAUUCCGACAAAGGAGGACGAGACGAAAGAAGAGGCCAAAGAGGAGAAAGAUGGCAUCAAAACUGUCGUCGAAGCUCCACCCACUGGCCAAGAAGGCAGUAGUGGCUGUAGCAUCUCAGACGGACCUAUACUCCCAGCAGCCUCUGAUCCAACACAAACCAUCCCCACCACCGUGAGCUCUAGCCUGGCCACUGAGGCCCCAAAGCCCCCGGCCUCCACCGUCGAGGCUGGGAUAGAGGGAUGUUCCCAUAUGGAGGUCUCUAACAGCACCAAAGCAGAAAACCCAUCAUCAGAUUCUGUCCCCGUCAGUGGAGAUGGCAUCCCCAGCCUGAGCCAACCCUCCCAGCCUAGUGAGGAGAACAGUAACAGCAGCGUGGGAACUGGGGUCCCUCAAAGGGGUCCUGAACCUCCAGACCUGGCUGACAAGUCCUCCCAGUCAUCCCUGGCCAGCCUCGAAGACACAGGGGACAGUAAAGACUCACUCAACGGUGAGACGGGUCUCAGCAGUAAGAGGUCUUCAGCAACUCGCAUGGUGACACGGCUGAGAAACCCGGAGAGCAAGCUGAGCCAGCUGAAGAACCAGCAGGUGGCCGCUGCUGUUCACGAAGCUAACAAGGGCUUCAAGGAGGGCAAAGAGGUACUAGUAGUAAAUGCACAAGGUGACAUCACCCGUGUCAGCACACGCAGCAGCAAGGAGGUGGUGAUGAAGGGCACCCUCAGCCAAUACUUCAAGAUUGGCCAGGAGGGCAAAUAUCGUGUCUAUCAUAACCAGUACAGCUCCAAUGCCCUGGCCCUCAACAAGCACCAGCACAGAGAGGACCACGACAAGAGGCGGCAUCUCUCCCAUAAGUUCUGCAUGACGCCAGCAGGAGAAUUCAAGUGGAACGGGUCCAUUCACGGUUCUAAGGUUCUGACCAUCUCCACAUUGAGACUCACCAUCAUCCAGCUGGAGAACAAUGUUCCAGCACCAUUCAUGCACCCUAACUGGGCCUCACACAGGACCAACUGGAUCAAAGCAGUUCAGAUGUGCAGUAAGGCCAGAGAGUUUGCUCUGGCUCUGGCCAUCCUGGAGUGUGCCAUCAAACCUGUGGCUAUGCUGCCAGUCUGGAAGGACUCACUGGGCCAUACCAGGUUAAACCGUAUGACAUCCAUGGAGCGUGAGGAGAAAGAGAAGGUGAAGAAGAGGGAGAAGAAGCUGGAGGACGAGGAGACGAUGCAACAGGCCACCUGGGUCAAGUACACCUUCCCCAUUAAACACCAGGUGUGGAAACAAAAAGGAGAGGAGUAUCGCGUUACGGGUUACGGGGGCUGGAGUUGGAUCAGUAAGACCUAUGUGGAGCGGUUUCUCCCCAGGCUUCCUGGCAACACCAACGCUAACUACCGCAAAGAACUGGAAGAUGCUAAACUCGGCAAGAAAUGUACCCUGCUGGACUUGAGUCGACGGCCCAGUGUAGCCGCACCAGAAGCUCAGGGAGUCACCGCCUCGAGCGGUGACACAAGAGAUCAAGACUCAUCUACCCUCUCCGAACCUGUGACGACGGAUCGUCUGACGUCUGUCGAGGAUUUGGACUCUAAUGAGAGGAUGGAGGAAGAAGAAAAGAAAGAAGCUGUGGAUGAAAAGGAAAAGUCUGAGGAACUGUCUGCAGAUGAAUCACCUGCAAAGAUGGAGGUGGACCCCACAGAUGCACCAUCGGAUGAAGAGAAAAGAUCCAGUAUUCAGGAAGAUAAGGUUUCCAUGAAGGAGGAGCCUACAGAGGGCCCUCCACGGCCUUUUAACUACGAUGUAGUGGAUGUCAGCAAGGGCUUCCUCACCCGCAUUGCCUACAAGAAGAAGAAGACCUCCAAGCUGGACAGCCUGCUGGAGCGCCGAGUAAAGCAGCACAUUAUUGAAGAGAGGCAGAGGCAACAGGUGUCUGCCUCCAAACCCCAAACGCCCACACCAGUUUCAACCACUUCAACCCCAGCUCUGAGCACUCCAGUCCGGCCACGGUCACCACUCAAGCCCCACGCUCUGGCUCAGACGCAGGUCGCACCGGGCGAAGCUGUGAAAGUGGAGGGGAAAUCUUCCACGACACAAAUACCUGGACCAGGAGAGGUUAGAGAAGGAAAAAUUAAAGGGGAGAGUCAGGCUGAACUCUCUAAAACUGCAGAUGAGAUUGUCACUCCUCUUUCUUCUCCUGUUCAGGACUCCACACCCAAAGACAGUUGCAGUACAGGUACAGACAGAGAUUCAACUUCACCACAAAACCAAACCACCUCCAUGCCCCAGGAACUGGAGGCAGACUUACUGGAAAGGACUACGGGGCCAAAAGAAACUAAUUCGGGUAGUUCAGGGCAAGAGGGUGUCAAACAACCUGAUGUCCAUGAAACAGCACAGGGAACUAAUUGCUCUUUAGAGCAACAAACAGCCAGUGUACCAUCAGAUGUUACCAAGGCUGCACAUACUGAAAAUAUAGUGUCUGAGGUAUCGAGCAUGAAAUUGGACUCAGUAAGGACACCUACAAGUGUUAUUGACCAAAAAAGUAGUCAAAACACAUCUCCUUCUAAACCUCCUCAGCAAAGCCCAGAAACUUUAAGCUCAGCACAGUCGGGCAUUGAGGAAAAUGGCAUGGGGCCAGACGAGAACCAAGAAAAUAUGCAAAGUAUUGGACAAGGUCGAACCGAAGGUGCCGGCACUCCCGAUUCAGUUUCUCCUCUCCCUCAGGUAAAUGGUAAUGAUCGUUUGAGGAGUGAAACCAUGUUGAAUAACUCAAAUAACGGUGUGCUCACCAACAGUCCUCAGCCCAAGGUGAACAGUGUUGAUAAAGUCGAGGAAGAAGGGCUGGUUGUGUCGCUGAAGGACAGCACACAGCAAAAGCCUUUAGUGAACGGAGAUUUGGCCCCUGUAAACGAUAGCACAGAGGUUGUGGGAAAGGAACCGAGCCUAGAUUCUAAGGUAGAGGUUGAGAGCAAGAUAACGAUAUCGGAUCAGGACUACAAACCUCCGCUGAAGAUGACGAGGCUGGAGAACAGCAUAGACAUACUUGGAGCUAAAACUCAGAGCACUAUACAGCACAACAGCACAUCACCGUUUCAGUCUGCGGAGACCAAACCCAGUCCGGUGGUCAAGGUCAUCAGAAUGGCGCCCUCUCCUAUACCUUCAGCGGAGGAGUCCAGUCUGAGCGACGACUUUGCGGAAGAGAACAGCAACAGUGGGACGACGGAACCGCUCAAGACCAUCAUCACCCAGGUAAUGACAACCUCCACGACAACCACGACGGUGGUUUCUACGGAGAUGAGGAUAGCUAAAUUACCAUCGCAUGCAUCCGCAGAAAUUACAAAGCCGGCAGUGUCAACAACAGAGAGCAGUGCGGUGACCACCCUCACGACCAUGACGAAAACAACUGUGACCAAAAUCUGCUCCUCUGGGCUCGAUGGUCAGUCGGAAGACAGCCAGAGUGAAAUGGUGACACAAGAGCAGGAGUCAACACUCUCAGCCUCUAUCAGCAAGUCAACAACUGACGCCAGCGGUAGGACCUCAGCGUCAUGUGUCGCCGUGAGCCAAGAGGACUCAUCCACAAAGGGCCGCGUCCGCCUCGUCAAAUUCUCCCGCACCAAGAAGACACGCUCAGACACCGCCCUUCCUUCUUACCGCAAGUUUGUCACCAAGAGCAACCGCAAGAGUAUUUUUGUCCUGCCACAUGACGACUUGAAGGUGCUGGCGAGGCGAGGCGGAUUCCGUGAGGUUCCUGUUUUUAGCUACAAUGCCAAGCCAGCCCUGGACGUCUGGCCGUAUCCUUCACCCAGGCCCACAUUUGGCAUCACCUGGAGGUAUCGCCUGCAGACGGUGAAGUCUCUGGCCGGUGUCAGCCUCAUGCUGCGGCUCCUGUGGGCCUGUUUGAGAUGGGACGACAUGGCCGUCAAACCAUCCGCUGCUGUCGGCACCACGCGUACAGAGACAUCAGAUACCGAAAUCACCACCACGGAGAUCAUCAAGCGCCGUGACGUGGGGCCCUACGGCAUCCGCUCGGAGUACUGCAUCCGCAAAAUUAUCUGCCCCCUUGGUGUGCCUGAGACGCCGAAAGAAACCCACACUCCUCAGAGGAAGGGGCUGCGCUCCAGUGCCUUGCGCCCCAAGAAGCCUGAACCUGCCAAGCAGACGGGCCCGGUGGUGAUCGAGACUUGGGUGGCUGAGGAGGAGCUGGACCUCUGGGAGAUCAGAGCCUUCUCAGAAAGGGUAGAGAAAGAGAAAGCUCAGGCAGCAGAACAAGCCAAGAAACGUCUGGAGCAGAAACCCGGCACAGUCACGGUUACUCCAACAGGGACUCCCACCACACCUGCCUCCACGCCCAAAGUCAUUGUCGGUUCACUGUCAGGCCAGGGCACCCCCAGCACCAAGGUGGUACUGUCCACCAAGAUGGGUACCCCCGUCACAUUCCAGCAGAACAAGAACUUCCAGCAGUCGUUCGCCACCUGGGUCAAGCAGGGUCAAAACACACAAGGAGCAGGCACGGAGACCACUGUGGCCACGUCUGGUGGGCACACCUUUCAUAUUACGGGAACCUCCGUGGGUGGAAAGGUAGUGACCACCAAGUUGCCGCUGCCAGCCAACAGCAAGAUCGUCACAGUCAACGUGCCAACUUCACAAGGAGGUGUGGUUCAGCAGAAGGUGUUGGGUAUCAUCCCCUCCAGUACGGCGGGCGGUGCCCAGACCUACACCACAUUCCAGCCCCGCACUACCACGCUUAACAUCAGGCCCAACGCCCCAGGCUCCCAGCAGCAGGUUCUAGCAGCUGGUGGUCAGAUCCGUCCAGGAAUGACAGUGAUCCGAACCCCAAUCCAGCAGACGGGACCCUUGGGAAAGACGAUACUCAGAACACCCCUCAUGGUCCAGCAAGGUCAGGGUGGUCAGCAAGUAGUGACGCAGAUCAUUCGUGGCCAAGCGGUGUCCACAGCAAUAUCGGGUGCCAGCCCUGUUGCCACAGUCACUGGACAAGGGGCAGCCAGCCCCACCUCAGGGGGACAGGCAGCUGGCCAAACACCACCCGGCACACCGCGGGCGCAGGGGCAAGGCCAGGUUAAACUCACCCUGGCACAGCUCACCCAGCUCACACAGAAGCAGCAGGCUGGGUCAGGUGUGGAUCGGCAGGCUGGUGUCGGUGGUACCCAACAGGCUCUGACGGUGAUGGUUCAGGGUCAAGGUCAGACCACUGGCCAGCUGCAGGUCAUACCUCACGGCGUCACUGUCAUCCCAGGACCCGGCCAGCAGCUCAUGCAGGCGGCGUUGCCCAACGGCCAGGUGCAGCGCUUCCUCUUCACGCCCCUGGCCUCAGCUGCUACACCGACGUCAAGCACAGCCACCACAGUUCCCGGCCAGCCCAACUCAACUUCCACCAAAACCCCGGCCCAGCCCGCUCAGCAGGCAGCCUCCCCCGUCCAGGCAGGGGCAGCCCCCCUGGCCACCACCAGCACCCCUUCUUCAGCCACCCCACAAGGCCAGUUACCCCCCCAGACGCAGGCCCACAUGCCCAUUCAGUCUCCCACCUCGCUGCAGGUGAAAACGCAGGGAGGAACCACCCAGUUGCAGCUGCAGCAGACGCCCCAGCUCAUCAGCAUGUCUGGACUACAACAGCAGGUACAGGUGUUGGCCCAGCUGCAGGCCCAGCAGGGUGGAGGCUCUCUGCCACAGCACAUCAAACUGCAGCUUCCUAUCCAGAUACAACAGACUGGGACCACCUCAGCUCAGGGAGGACAGAUUGGGAACGUUGUGACUAUUCAGGCAGCAUCUGUCCAGGAGCAGCUGCAGAGGAUCCAGCAGCUCAGAGAGCAGCAACAGCAGAAGAAGAGACAAGCUGCAGAGGCUAAGAGAGAGCAAGCCCUCAACGCAGCCAGCCAGAGCGACAUCAUUCAGAAACAGGUGGUGAUGAAACAAAACGCCGUGAUUGAGCAUCUGAAGCAGAAGAAGACCAUGACACCUGCAGAGAGAGAAGAGAAUCAGAGGAUGAUUGUAUGCAACCAGGUGAUGAAGUACAUCCUGGACCGGAUAGACAAGGACGAGAGGCAGGCGGCCAAGAGGAGGAAGAAGGAGGAGGUGGUAGAGGCGAAGAAGAGGUUGGCCAAUGCCAGCAAGCUCUCGUCGCUUCUUUACCGGCACAAAGAGAGCCUCAAGAUGGAGAUCCUGAAGAAGCGGGCGCUUCUCGACAAGGAGCUGCAGCUCGAGGCCCAGGAGGAGCUAAAGAGGGACCUGUUGCGGAUGCGGAGGGAGAAGGAGAGGGCUCAGGCAGCGGCCCAACAGGCGGCCCAGGCCGCCGCCGCGGCGGCGGCUCACAGCCAGCAACAACACACUCUAGCACGCACACACGGCAUCACCACUCAGCACCACCUCACCACGACCGUCACCUCCGCACACAAGAGGAAACGCGAGGAGGAGAGGGAGACGGCGUCGUCGGCAAAGUCCAAGAAGAAGAAGAUGAUCUCGACGACGAGCACCAAGGAGAGCAAGAAGGACACCAAGCUCUACUGUAUCUGCAAGACGCCCUACGAUGAGACCAAGUUCUACAUCGGCUGCGACUUGUGUACCAACUGGUACCACGGCGACUGCGUGGGCAUCACGGAGAAGGAGGCCAAGAAAAUGGAUGACUACAUCUGUGUGGAGUGUAAACGGGGCCAGGAGGGCAGCACGGAGGAGCUGUACUGCAUCUGUCAGACUCCAUAUGACGAGUCCCAGUUCUACAUCGGCUGUGACCGGUGUCAGAACUGGUACCACGGUCGCUGUGUGGGCAUCCUGCAGAGCGAGGCCAACCACAUCGACGAAUACGUGUGCCCGCAGUGCCAGUCGACGGAGGACGCCAUGACGGUCUUCACGCCGCUCACAGAAAAGGACUACGAGGGCCUGCGGAGAAUCCUGCGCUCCUUACAGGCACAUAAAAUGGCGUGGCCGUUCUUGGAGCCAGUGGACACGAAUGACGCCCCGGACUACUACAGGGUUAUCAAGGAACCAAUGGACCUUUCCACCAUGGAGGAGAGGUUACAGAAGCGCGAGUACGUGAAGCUGACAGAGUUUGUAGCGGACAUGACCAAAAUCUUCGACAACUGCCGCUACUACAACCCCAGUGACUCGCCCUUCUACCAGUGUGCCGAGGUUCUGGAGACCUUCUUCGUCCAGAAGCUCAAAGGCUUCAAAGCCAGCAGAUUGUGAUGUCAAAACUCCUGGGUGCCGGGGUCACUCUUUAAACAAACAAACAAAUAAUUUGCUAUCCCGGAUGUUGCUGUUUUUUUACUUCUUUAAAACAGCAAUAAAAAAAAAAAAAUAAAAAAAACUUUUGUAAGAAAGUUCAUAUAUUAAGCCA
Molecule: messenger RNA, 9482 nt
Organism: Thunnus maccoyii (southern bluefin tuna)
Lineage: Eukaryota; Metazoa; Chordata; Actinopteri; Scombriformes; Scombridae
Product: nucleosome-remodeling factor subunit BPTF-like
Exons: 36
Coding region: 344-9331 (2995 amino acids)
Biological process (GO): regulation of transcription by RNA polymerase II
Cellular component (GO): NURF complex
Molecular function (GO): zinc ion binding; RNA polymerase II cis-regulatory region sequence-specific DNA binding
Source: RefSeq, a predicted model, not a curated record